CCCCCCGCCGCCCGCCCGCGGGGAGAGCAGCCGCCGUGCGGGCACCGAGCGCACCCCGGCCCCGCCGCAGCCCGAGCCCCGGGCGGCCGCGGCUGCUAUGCGGCUUCGCGGCGCACGGCCUCCACCGGGUUUGCGCCAACGCCUGCCAGAAGCUGAGCCGGCCGAGGACUAGGGACGCCUGGCCCCGAGCGGGGGGACGCCACGUUGACCCCGAGACUGCCGCCCCCCGGAAGGUGCCUGGUCGGCGAGGGAGGGGGCAAUGCGCCGGGCUGCAGCCGCUGCCCGUUGAGCCUGCGGAGGUUUCGGCACCUGCCCGGGACACGUUCGCCGACGGCAGCAGCACCCUGAUCCUGACCAGCGGCCCCCUGCCCGCGGCUCCCACCGGAGCCCUCGAGCGAAGGAGACGUUGGGCCAAGACUGACGGGGGUCGGGGGGCACGUCCUUCUGCCCUGACCCGGCGGCGGCGAUUCCUGCCCCGACACCCCGACGGCGCUGCGGACCCUCCGCUGCCCUCGCCGCCCCCCCCGGGCCCUGGCAGCCCCCUCGCAGGGCUGUCCCCCCCCGGCGCUGCCCAGCCUUGGCCUCCAGCCCCGCUGGAGCGCGGCAGCCUGCCGGGCGCUGCCCCCCGCGCCUCCCGGGCGUUGCCCCCCGGGUGCAUCGCCCCCCGCCCCCCCGGGGACCCCCCGCCUGCCGGCAGAGCCAUGAAGCUGCAGGCGGUGAUGGAGAACCUGCAGCGGCAGCAGCGCGCGCGGCUGCAGCAGGCGCUGGAAGCGCGGCAGCAGGAGCAGCAGCAGCGCUCCACGCCGCCCCCGGCGCAGCCCCCGCCGGCCCCUGGGCAGACCCCCGCCAGCACCCCGGCCCGGGGCCGCGGCCAGGAUCCGGCCCCAGCACCCUCGGAGGAAGGAGCGGAGCCCGAGAGCGCGCACAUCCAGCGGGCGCAGAUGGCCGCCCUGGCUGCCAUGCGGGCAGCGGCCGCCGGCCUCAGCCACUCGUCCAGCCCGGGGCUGUCAGACGAGAGCCAGGCCUCUGAGGAGGAGGAGGAGGAGCGCGGCGAGGAGGAGGAGGAGGAGGAUGGCGGGUACCAGCAGGAGAUGGGCUCUGAGGAGGAGGAGGAGGAUCUGAAGGGCAAGUGGGAUGAAGAUGACUUUGAAGAGGACCUGGGCGAGGAGGAGGAGGAAGAGGAAGAGGAGGAGGAGGAGGAGGAAGAGGAAGACUAUGAGGAAGAGGAAGACAUGGGAGAGGAAGGGCUCAGCUCGGCAGAGGCAGUGCGAGCGGGCGCGGGAUCCCUGCUGCUCCGCAAACCCCCGGCACCCCAGCACUACCGGGGCGAGCCUCAGCGGCUGCCGGGUGGGCAGGAGCGGCUCCCCUCCGGACUGGGCCACGCGCAGCCCCCGCCGCCGGCACCCGACCACGGCGACUGGACCUACGAGGAGCAGUUCAAGCAACUGUACGAGCUGGACGGUGACCCCAGGAGGAAGGAGUUCCUGGAUGACCUCUUCAGCUUCAUGCAGAAGCGAGGGACCCCCGUCAACCGGAUCCCCAUCAUGGCCAAGCAGGUGCUGGACCUGUACAUGCUGUACACACUGGUGACGGAGAAGGGCGGCCUGGUGGAGGUCAUCAACAAGAAGCUGUGGCGGGAGAUCACCAAGGGGCUGAACCUGCCCACCUCCAUCACCAGCGCUGCCUUCACCCUGCGCACCCAGUACAUGAAGUACCUGUACCCCUACGAAUGUGAGAAGCGAGGGCUGAGCAACCCCAACGAGCUGCAGGCGGCCAUCGACAGCAACCGGCGGGAGGGCCGCCGGCAGGGCUUCGGCAGCUCCCUCUUCACCUACUCGCCCGGCGGCACCCAUGGCCUCCUCUCCUCCCCCAAGCUGCCAGUGCCGGCGCUGGGGCUGGCCUCCGCCACCAACGGCGGGUCCAUCGCUCCCGUCCAGAAGAUCAAGAAAGAGGAGGACUCCCCCAUCCCCAUCUCCAUGCCCAGCCGGCUCCCCGUCUCGCUGGCCGGCCACCCCGUGGUGGCAGCCCAGGCGGCCGCGGUGCAGGUGGCGGCGGCCGCCCAAGCCGCGGCACUGGAGCAGCUGCGGGAGAAGCUGGAGUCGGGGGAGCCCCCGGAGAAGAAGAUGGCGCUGGUGACGGAUGAGCAGCAGCGGCUGAUGCAGCGGGCGCUGCAGCAGAACCUCCUGGCCAUGACGGCCCAGCUGCCCAUGAGCAUCCGCAUCAACAGCCAGGGCACCCGCUCGCCAGAGAACCGCCAGGACUCCGCCGCCGGCCUGAGCAGCAACGGCACCAACAGCAUCAGCAUGUCGGUUGAGAUCAACGGUAUCGUCUACACAGGUGUGCUGUUCGCCCAGACGCCCGGCCCUUCCUCCCUCCUCUUCCUCCUCCUCCUCGCUCCCCUCCUCUGCCUACAGCAAAGGCAACGGCGGCGGCAGCGGCAGCCGGAGCAGCGGCACUGGUGGCGGCAGCGGGGUGGGGAGCGGCGGUGGCGGCGGCGGCGGUGGCAGUGUCCCCCCCGCGGCCCCGGCCAGCCUGGCCGUGCCCCCCAGCUCUACCUCCAACAAUGCUUCGCCUUAAUGCCCCCGGCCCCUUCCCCUUCGCCAGAGCCGGCAGCCGCGGCGGGGGGGGGGGGGGCAGAGCUCACCCCGCCAGCCCUUGCCCGGCAGCCGUCGGGGCGCGGGGGGCCAGGGUCUCACCGGGGUCUCACCGGGGUCUCACCUGGGUCUGGCCGGGCUCUGCCCUUGUUCUCGUGUUGUUGGGUUUUCCUUUGCGAGGCAGAAAAGCUUUAGCCCGGGGGUUUUGCCGGAGGCGCCGGCUGUCCCGCUGCGCCGCGCCAGUCCGGGACCGUUUACCUCACUCACAUCACACUUUGCACUGUACAUUUAUUAUUAUUAUUAUUAUUAUUUUUUAACUCGUGUUACCUCCAGACAGACGCACGGACGCCUGCCGACGCGAGCUUUAGUGAAACCCCCCGGCACUCUCUAAAGGAAAAAAAGAUGAAAAAAAGAUAAAAAAAAAAAUUGGAAAUCGGGAGAUAUUUUAUUCAUUUAGAUCCUUUUCCCUCCCCCUUUAUUUUGAGAACUACACUCACUAUAUGGGAUUUUAAGAGGUUGUUGUUUGAUUGUUUUGUUGUAAAUAGCUUCUAUUUUAUUCUCUAAAAAGAAAAGAAAAGAAUCGAACUUUAACAUGCAAAUGAUAUAUAUUAGCGUUCAUCAGGGAAACGGGAGCUUGGAAACCGCGUAACCUCCUUUCUUCUCUCCUCUCAUCGGUGGUCGGGUCCAGCUCUGCUCCUUCCCCUGGGAACCCCGCGGGCGCCCCGGGACCCCGGGGCUUUGUACGGGGCCAGGGGUCCCACCCCGGCCAGGCUGUGCCGGCAGCGGGCAGAGCUGGCAGCCCCUGGCACGGGCAGCUUGCCUGCACGCCCCAGCCUCCAGUUUCCCCAGUCUCUGUGCAGGGGCUGGGGGUCUUUGCCCACCUUUGGGGAUGCUGGGGGCAGGGGGCACGCUGCCAGUCCCGCUGCCUGUCCUGCUGCCCAUCCUGCCUGGCUGGCACCUCCCGGGGAACCCGCUGCUUUCAGGCUGUUGCUUUAUUUUCUCAGCAGAGAAAAUUGAGCUGAAAGCCAUUGCCCCCCCCCCCCACCCCCAAAACCCCAGCCCAUGCCAGGGAGGGGGGCUGGCAUUAAACCGCGGCGGCAGCAGCAAUCCGGGCUUUACCGCGGGGCCGAUUUGCUCAGCGAAGGCAGGAUGCUCCCCCCUGCAUCCCACCCACCAUCCCCAUGGGGUUGGGGGGGAAAGCGGGGCCAGGAGCUGGGCUGCACCAGCAACUCUUUAUUUCCCCCCCCAAUACUACUGUGCAAAGCCAACUUGGCAUAUUUUCCUCCAAAAAUAAGCAGCUUGGGAAGAGCAGGAUCCGAGCGAUGCAUGGGGGGGGGGGUGUUUCUAGAGGGGACCGGCAUAAAAUACCCAAUUUAGCAAUGGGAUGCAGGAGCUGAUAUCCAGGAUGAGGAUGCUUGGGGGGGCUGUGGGAUGCUCCGGAGGUCCUGAACGUCCUUCGGAACCUCCAGCACAUCCCUCAGCCCCAGCCCCGAGGAUUUAUUUGAAGCAUCGUUAUCUCUCCAGCUGGCCAGGUUUCAAUUUUUUGCAAUUUUUUAGACCUUUUUUUGCCCGCCCCCCCCCCCCAAACAUUCGCCCACAUCUGCGUGAGACACAAUCGCGACCCGAUACCGAAACCCACUCCCCCACACAACUCGGUAUCUCAAUUCCUCAGGUUUCAACCUCGAGCACAGGGUUUUUUUCCCCCGUUCCCCAGCUGCCUGGGGGGGGGUGUCCCACACUGGUGGAUGCCCCCCCCCCCCUUUUUUUUGCUUGGGGAAGCGGUGAUCUCAGGGGAUUUGGGGUUUUUCCAGCCUUUUUUUUUCCCCCCAGCCUUUUUUCCCCCCUCUCCAGAGCUGGAAAUGCCCCUUGGUGGCUCCGUGAACCCCAUCCCUUGGGGGGGGGUCCGGGGGGGCUCCGUCCGGCUCCUGCUGCUGUUAGGAUCCAGCCCAGCUCCCCACAAGGAGAAAUCCCAGGGGGUGUUUCUCGUGCCCAGGGUGGGCAUUAGAUUUUCUUAGUGAGUUUUUGCAUUUGUACAGUCACUGUUUUGGGUUGGUUGGUUUUUUUUUUAAUUAUUUUUAUUCCCCCCCUCCUCUUCCCUCCCCCUCUUCUUUUUUUUUUUUUGAGAGCGUAUUACCUUCCACUUUAUUUUUCUUUUUGCAUAUCGAUUUAAAAAAGAAAAAAAAAAAGCCUAAAUCAGUUUCUCUGGGGUUUGGAAAGAAAAAAAGGAACGGACACAGCUGCAGACGCAUUUACCCAGCGUGCAUAUCUUAACUCAGG
Molecule: messenger RNA, 4871 nt
Organism: Aquila chrysaetos chrysaetos
Lineage: Eukaryota; Metazoa; Chordata; Aves; Accipitriformes; Accipitridae
Gene: ARID3A
Product: AT-rich interaction domain 3A
Exons: 9
Coding region: 702-2789 (695 amino acids)
Biological process (GO): regulation of transcription by RNA polymerase II
Cellular component (GO): nucleus
Molecular function (GO): DNA binding
Source: RefSeq, a predicted model, not a curated record